This is a messenger RNA of Cariama cristata (Red-legged seriema), 1533 nucleotides long. It is a transcript of the gene SMPDL3A, whose product is annotated as sphingomyelin phosphodiesterase, acid-like 3A. Gene Ontology annotation, biological process: sphingomyelin catabolic process. The annotation marks the transcript as partial. The record is from RefSeq and is a predicted model, not a curated record. Lineage: Eukaryota; Metazoa; Chordata; Aves; Cariamiformes; Cariamidae. Gene Ontology annotation, molecular function: sphingomyelin phosphodiesterase activity. The transcript has 7 exons.
GGCAGUUCUGGCAUGUAUCUGACCUACAUUUAGAUCCGACUUACCACAUUACCCCUGAUCGCACCAAAGUUUGUUCUUCUUCCAAAGGAGCCAAUGCCUCCAACCCAGGCCCUUUUGGAGACUUUUUGUGUGAUUCUCCAUAUCAACUUAUUUUGUCAGCGUUUGCAUUCAUGAAGGAUUCAAAACAGCAGGUUUCAUUCAUGAUUUGGACGGGAGAUAGCCCUCCUCAUGUUCCUGUAAAAGAACUCUCCACAAAGUUGGUCAUUAGCAUCAUUGGCAAUAUGAGUUCUACAAUUCGUAAUUUCUUUCCAGAUCUUCAGGUUUUCCCAGCCUUGGGCAAUCAUGACUACUGGCCACAGGAUCAGCUUCCUGUAACUACCAGUGAAGUUUACAAUGCUGUAGCAGAUUUCUGGAAACCUUGGCUAACUGAUGAAGCAAUCAAUACUUUCCGAAAAGGUGGCUUCUACACACAGCUGUUUGAAUCCAGUGAUAGCUCUCAACUGCUCAGGAUAAUCAGCCUGAACACAAAUUUAUAUUACAGCCCCAACAGCGUAACUGUGAAUAUCACUGACCCAGCCAACCAGUUUGCCUGGCUGGAGGGAAUACUAGAAACCGCUUCACAAAAGAGGGAAAAGGUAUAUAUAAUAGGACAUGUACCGAUAGGAUACUUGCCAUUUGCAAGGAAUACUACAGCUAUCAGGGAGCAUUACAAUGAGAGACUGGUAAAGAUUUUUCGCAAAUACAGUAGCGUUAUUGCGGGGCAGUUUUUUGGACAUACACAUAGGGAUAGUAUCAUGGUCCUCCUGGAUGAAGAAGAAAAGCCAGUGAAUUCCUUGUUUGUGGCACCUGCUGUAACCCCAGUGAAGAAUGUAUGGCAAAUGGAGUCCAAUAACCCUGGUGUCAGAUUGUAUCAAUAUGAUCUUCUUGAUUAUAGCUUGCUGGAUCUUUGGCAGUUUUACUUGGACCUCAGAGAUGCCAACAAGAAAAAUGAAUCGAACUGGAAAUUAGAAUACAUCCUGACUAAAGCUUACAGUAUUGAAAACUUGAAGCCAGAAAGCCUAUAUGAAAUGGCCAAGCGGUUGUCUGUGCCACACAGCACGCUGUUUGAGCAGUAUUACAGUAACUUCAUUGUGAGUUAUGACAAAACCAUUGUCUGUGAAGAGGGGUGCAAGACCUGCCAACUGUGUGCAAUCCAAUAUUUGGAUUACUCCUCAUACACAGAUUGUAUGAAUCGGGAAGCAAUGUGGAGAUGAAGUUUCCGUGCAGUUUAUGCUGAUACCGACUUUAGCCUGUCAUUUAAAGAACCUGCUCAUCCUUUCGCUCAAGCACCAACAUGCUGCCAGGGAGCCUGUGGGACUUCUCUGAAUUUCAGGGGAGCAAUAAAUACCCCUAGAUCUUUCUUCUUGUAAUCAUGUUGUCCUUCCACUUCUAAAUAAAAGUUUAUUGGCUAUGUAAUAGUAGCCAGAGACUUUGCUGUUAUUUCAAGUGUCCUGUAGCCUCCGUAACAGGCAUCCCAGUAUGUGGGAAUAGAAG